This is a messenger RNA of Mycosarcoma maydis (corn smut), 942 nucleotides long. RefSeq names its product 40S ribosomal protein RACK1. Gene Ontology annotation, biological process: positive regulation of protein phosphorylation; rescue of stalled cytosolic ribosome. Gene Ontology annotation, molecular function: ribosome binding; protein kinase C binding; translation regulator activity. Gene Ontology annotation, cellular component: nucleus; cytosol. Bases 1 to 942 code for a protein of 313 amino acids. The transcript has 3 exons. The record is from RefSeq and is a predicted model, not a curated record. Lineage: Eukaryota; Fungi; Basidiomycota; Ustilaginomycetes; Ustilaginales.
AUGUCUGAGUCUCUCGUCUACAAGGGCUCCCUCGCCGGCCACAAGGGCUGGAUUACCGCCAUUGCCACCUCGCAGGAGAACCCCGACCUGCUGCUUACCGCUUCGCGUGACCGCACCAUCAUCGUCUGGCAGCUUUCGCGCGACGACUCCAACUACGGUUACCCUAAGCGCAUCCUCCACGGUCACAACCACUUCGUGUCCGACAUUGUCAUCUCCUCCGACGGACAGUUCGCUCUUUCCGCUUCGUGGGACAAGACGCUCCGUCUUUGGGACUUGAACACCGGCACCACCACCCGUCGUUUCGUCGGUCACACCGCCGAUGUGCUCUCGGUCUCCUUCUCCGCCGACAACCGUCAGAUCGUCUCUGGUUCGCGUGACCGCACCAUCAAGCUCUGGAACACCCUCGGCGAGUGCAAGUUCAACAUCACCGACGACGGCCACUCCGAGUGGGUCAGCUGUGUCCGCUUCAGCCCUAACCCCCAGAACCCCGUCAUUGUCUCGGCUGGUUGGGACAAGGUCGUCAAGGUUUGGGAGCUCAGCAAGUGCAAGUUGAAGACCAACCACUACGGCCACACUGGCUACAUCAACACGGUCACUGUCUCGCCCGAUGGAUCGCUCUGCGCCUCCGGUGGCAAGGACGGUAUCACCAUGCUUUGGGAGCUUACCGACGGCAAGCACCUCUACUCGCUCGAGGCUGGUGACACUGUCAACGCUCUCGUCUUCUCGCCCAACCGUUACUGGCUCUGCGCUGCCACCGCCUCGUGCAUCAAGAUCUUCGAUCUCGAGUCCAAGAGCAUCGUCGAUGAGCUCAAGCCCGAGUUCACCGGUGUUGGCAAGAACUCGGCUGACCCCGAGUGCCUCUCGCUCGCCUGGUCCGCCGACGGUCAGACCCUCUUCGCCGGUUACUCGGACAACAUUGUCCGUGUCUUCACUGUUUUGUAA